GCAACAGCAUCCUUAGCACUGCCGUGGCGACGUCACUGUUUGCGAACAACAAUGCUGCGGGUAUAGAUGCGACUAAGAGGAAGUGCAAACAACCAAAGCAGAGGAAACCACUGCAUGUGAGAUCCGCUGUCGAGCCUCUGAUUAGUUUCUUUCCACAGCUCGGAUCCUUAAAGAUCCAUUACAGCCGCUGGGAGCGGACACUGGAACUACACCGAGCUUUAGUUUCAUCCGCAUCCCUUGUCUGCAUCAGAGGAAACCAUCCAUCUGCGCCCCCGGUGACCCAGAAACGAAGCAGUUGUGUGACAGAUGGAGAAACAGGCCGGAGGAGCCGGCGCUGGGGACGGUGCAGGGGCGAACAGAAAGCCGUGGGGCUCGCCGACGUGCGGCGCGGCAGCCGGUGAUACCCUGGACAGUCCAACAGGUUCUCACGUAGAGUGGUGUAAACAGCUCAUAGCAGCCACAAUCUCCAGUCAGAUCUCAGGAUCAGUCCAACCAGACAUUGGGAGCAGGGACAUCAAGGCUGGGAGAAGACCAGACUUCAUGGUGUCCAAGAGGCUGAAUCGCAGGCAGGAUUCACAGGAUGAAGGGCUUUGUUACCAUGGAGACAUUGACUCUGAGCAUCCUUCCAAUGCUUCGACCCUCCCAGGUCUGAGAUACGGAGCACAGGUCAAAAUGUUCCAGAACCAGGUUCCUCUGCUCCCUGGAGAGACCAUCCAAACUACAGUCAAGGAUGUGAUGUACAUUUGCCCAUUCAGCGGUCUGGUUACUGGGACUUUGACCAUCACAGACUACAAGCUGUACUUCAUCAGUGUGGAAAAGGACUCUCCCUUCAUUCUGGAUGUGAACCUGGGAGUCAUCAGCAGGAUCGAAUCUAUCAGUGUUCCCAGCCAAGGACAGAACAACAGGGGACUGGAGCUGGUCUGCAAGGACAUGAGGAGUCCCAGGUUUGCCUAUAAGAUGGAGGAGAGCCAGCCGGACGUGGUGGAGCUGCUGACCAAACAUGCCUUUCCUCUGUCCCACAGUCUGCCCUUGUUUGCCUUCCUGUACAAAGAGCAGUUUCCUGUGGACGGCUGGAAGGUGUAUGACCCAGCAGCAGAAUACAGACGUCAGGGGCUGCCUAAUGAGAGCUGGACCAUCAGUAAGAUGAACAGCACCUAUGAGCUAUGUGACACGUAUCCUUCCAUCCUGGUCAUCCCCACCAACAUCACAGAUGAAGACAUCAAACGAGUGGCUGUGUUCAGAGCCAAGCACCGUAUACCGGUCUUAUCCUGGAUCCACCCGGAGUCUCAGGCCACCAUUGUACGCUGUAGCCAGCCGCUAGUUGGGCCGUCAGACCGUCGCUGUAAAGAAGACGAACGCUUUCUCCAAAUCAUCAUGGACGCCAACGCUCAGUCCCACAAGCUCACCAUCUUUGAUGCCCGACAGAGCAGCGUGGCCGUCACCAACAAGGGAAAGGAUGGAGGGUAUGAAAGUGAGAGUUUCUACCCCAACGUAGAGCUAAACUUCCUGGAAAUUCCAAACAUUCAUGUGAUGAGGGAGUCUCUCAGGAAGAUGAAGGAUGUCGUUUAUCCCACCAUAGACGAAGCCCACUGGCACUCCUUCAUCGACCAGACGCACUGGCUGGAGUACAUACGGCUGUUGUUAGCAGGAGCAGCAAAGGUAGCUGAUAAGCUGGAGUCUGGGAAGACGUCGGUGGUGGUUCACUGCAGCGACGGCUGGGACAGGACAGCCCAGCUCACCUCUCUGGCCAUGCUGAUGCUGGACAGUUACUAUCGCACACUGAGAGGCUUCCAGGUGACACACACCAACUACACACUCCAAACCUCAUCUUUGCAUGUAGUAACGUACUAAACAUAUAUGUGCUUGUGUUUGCAGGUUUUAGUGGAGAAGGAGUGGAUUAGUUUUGGACACAAGUUUGCUGCUCGCGUGGGCCACGGUGAUGAGAACCAUGCUAACUCAGAGCGCUCGCCUCUGUUCGUCCAGUUUAUCGACUGCGUCUGGCAGAUGACUCGACAG
Messenger RNA from Neolamprologus brichardi, 2016 nucleotides. The record is from RefSeq and is a predicted model, not a curated record. NCBI's taxonomy places the organism in Eukaryota, Metazoa, Chordata, Actinopteri, Cichliformes, Cichlidae.